Molecule: messenger RNA, 1344 nt
Organism: Fusarium coffeatum
Lineage: Eukaryota; Fungi; Ascomycota; Sordariomycetes; Hypocreales; Nectriaceae
Exons: 3
Coding region: 1-1344 (447 amino acids)
Biological process (GO): positive regulation of transcription by RNA polymerase II
Cellular component (GO): nucleus
Molecular function (GO): DNA-binding transcription factor activity, RNA polymerase II-specific; transcription cis-regulatory region binding; zinc ion binding
Source: RefSeq, a predicted model, not a curated record
AUGAAAGGUCAACACAAGUCCCGCUCUGGCUGUCAAGCUUGCAAGAGCAAAAGGCUCAAAUGCGAUGAAGCCAAACCGAAUUGUCGUAAUUGUAUUUCGAGAAAGAUUACUUGUCCUGGUUAUCAACAGACGCUCAAGUGGUCUACUAAAUAUGAGCGACGUAAAAGCAAUAACCAUGACCCGCCUGGUUUUGAUCAAUUGAUCUUUGCUGCCUCAGUCUCGGUCCAGGAUUCUCAGAGCAAACGAUCUUCGCAUACAAGUGUUUCUAUCGAAUUGUCGUCAGGUAUCUUGUCUACAGACGAUGAUGGUAUUGCAAGUCCUGUCGACACCCGAAAAGAGUUACUUGAAGCAAGCUCAACACCAGUCCCCAGUCAAGAAUUGAUACCUGUGAACAACAUGCCUCUCAUCCUACAAUCACGAUCGCCCAAGAGAAAGUCUGAGGAAACAGAAGAGCCUCACUGUAGACGACGCUCUUCAUUCCACAUAGCCACCGCACCAAACAACGCCAUCUCCGAACCAUCAUCCUUUCUCAUCGAGCUUUGGUUCAAAUCCGUAUGCGGUUCAUGGGCAGCCUACGAUUCAUCAAUAAAUCCCUUCCGCCGACUAGGUUCUUCCCUCUGGUCUUCAUCGCGACCACUAUUCUAUUCCCUCCAAAGCAUGGCCGCUGCCUCUAUAACGAAAAGACAACCCGAAAUCCAAGAAAUCGCUAUAUCAGCUCCACGUAUCGCAACAGAAGCCAUAAUACACGAACUCAGAAGCCUUUUCGACGCGCCUAAUUCUGUAACUACGGUUCCUCAUGCGCUGAUAAUAUCUCUCUUCUGUCUCAGCUCGUCGCUGUGCUGGAUGGACCAUAAACAGCUCGGGUUACAAUACCUGCGACAUGUUCGCAUGAUACUCUCGCUUCUUGAAAUGCGAUCCGAGUACCUAUCCAAACAAGACCGUAGUCUUGUAGGCUUUUUUAAAGAAUGCCUUAUCUACGAAGAGUCUGUUCGAAGCAUCGUGACUAGUACCAGGGAGGACAUCAGCACCCUCACGGAAUGGGCCCCGGCAAUGUAUCCUCCGUACGACUUUGUUCUUCAUCCCUGGACAGGUGUUCCGCCCAAGAUCAUCGCUCUGUUUGGAAAGUCCAUGUCUUUAUGUCGACAGUCGCGCGAUAUAUGGCGGAAUUGCACGGCGCCGACGUACGAAGUUAUGUGGCAGACGAUGUUUGACAUUAAUGAAGCUCAAACGUUGGAAGAGACCCUCUUGUCUGUUCGAGUUCCCAAGCUCAUCAGCGACGCCUCAGGAGGUUACACCAAUAAGGGCCAGAUCAAUUUGGAUCUACAUCACGCUGCUGAAAUCUAG